Molecule: messenger RNA, 1650 nt
Organism: Carassius gibelio (silver crucian carp)
Lineage: Eukaryota; Metazoa; Chordata; Actinopteri; Cypriniformes; Cyprinidae
Product: probable G-protein coupled receptor 141
Exons: 2
Coding region: 188-1099 (303 amino acids)
Biological process (GO): G protein-coupled receptor signaling pathway
Cellular component (GO): membrane
Molecular function (GO): G protein-coupled receptor activity; oxysterol binding
Source: RefSeq, a predicted model, not a curated record
UGUGCAACAGUGUGAACCAUGAAAAUAAACAGCAGCCUGGCCGCUGCAUCGAGAGAAUGUGUUAAAAUCGUGGUUUCUGAAUGGGUGAGGAGCAGAUGCGACAAACACAUUACCUUACUUCCUCAUCUGCUCUGCUAUCGUCGACUUCUGCGUUGCUGUUCAGAGGUAUGUUUUCUCACUAGGAAUCAUGGCGAUGAACACCACAGUCGGAAAUAUCACCAGCCCCGCGGUGACAAGCAACCCAACUUCUGUAUCCACCUUGGCCUCGGAACACUUCACCAAGCCCUUCAGAGUCACCCUGAUCAUCAUUUACACUGCAGUCCUUCUGGUUGGCAUCACAGGCUUAACUGUCAUGAUCAGCUUGUUAAAAACCAACAUUCGCUCGCUAACCACCAUCGCCUUCUUGAAUUUGAUGGUCGCACACUUUCUUUUCCUGUUUACUGUGCCGUUCAGAAUCUACUACUACGCAUCCAAAGAGUGGCACCUGGGUCAGGGAUUCUGUAAACUGGUCAGUGCCAUGGUUCAUAUCCACAUAUACAUGGUGUUUACCAUCUACUCCAUCCUUCUCACGGUUCGUUUCCUGCAUUUUUACAAGAAAACGCAGCGGACCGAGUUCUAUAGGAGGCUGCAUGGCCUGGGUGCAAGCGCUCUGGUGUGGUUCAUCCUGUUACUCAUCAUGGUACCCGUCGUGCUGAUACAAUACGGAAAUAAAGGCAUGCCAGAAAACGAGUGCUUCAAAUUUGGAGUUGAAAUGGAAAAAGGCUCUGUCUACACCCUGAACUUGGUUCUAUCCAUCUUUAUUAUCACGGUGUCGUGUCUUCAGACCUGCAUCCAGGUGAUCAUCCUGCGCUCGAUGAUACUCAAGUACGGCCCUGCCAGCAGCUCCCAGCAGGAGUUUUGGGUCCAAAUAAAAAACCUCAGCUUUGUACUCAUCAUGCUCACCUGCCUGGUACCAUACCACCUUUUCAGGCUACAAUACAUGAAAAACCAUAAAAACCUUCAUCAGAUAAACGAAGUGUUUCUGGCCAUCACUGGGCUUACGUGUUUCGACAUGCUGACGUUCACUGGGAAGAACAUAUGUAAAGUGUGCUGGACCUGAUUCAUUUAAACGAAUAAACAUGGAACAUAGACAUCAUUUUCCACAUCACUACCCAUAAAUCAGGGUCUGCAGAAACCGUUUUAGCAGGACACAAUUGUUAUAAUUAUAAGGUGAAGGUAAAUUGUGACCCAUGAUUCUGAAAGCUUUUGAAUGUUCUUGGGGAAAAAACGGUCUGUGUUUUGUUUUGGAUCAUGUAAAUUCCAGUAGGCCUAUCAUGGUAGACUAUACUUUGAAGUAACAGUGUUUCUACAGAAGGCAAAGGUAUGAUUAUAAUGAUUGUACUGAUAAUGGUUAUCAUGGUAUUCAAAUAUUUCGGAUGAUUUGAAAUGACGUUUGCUUUGAUAUGCUUCUGUGGUGAUAGAAAAUCAAAAUACAUUUUAUUUACAAGGGUUAAUUUUACAGCGAACAUUUGCCAGCUAUCAUAUUUACACAUAAUAAUUGAACUAACCUGAAAGCAGCUAAGUGAAAUUAAGGCCUACGUUCUCAAAACUUUGGUGAAUCUUUUGACAAGGGUAUCAAGUUUAUUAAUAAACGUUCUUCCAGUAACGUUA